UGUUAACUGCUAGAACAGUUGAAAGAGUUUUGUUGUAAAUUUAGAUGCAAGAUUGGAGGUAAGUUUUUGUGUGGCUCAGAAUUCUGUUAAUGCCAAUUAAAGUUACAUCAACGUAACCUUGGAAUCAUGUAGCUUCUUCAUAUUUACAUUUUAAAAGAGGAUAAAACAUAUUAAAGAUUAUCCAAUAAAGUCAUGAUACUGUUUGAAAUGAUCAUUGCCUUGUUUAGAUUUAUUACUGUUUGCUUUGUUUUAUUGUUGGAACAACCUAUUUUAUCAACGUAAGGCCAGUAGGUAGAAUAUUACGAGGUUCUGUUGCUAUGGUAAAAGUUUCCAGGCAACCCCCCCAUAUACCUCUCUUUGGCCUCUCUGGGUCAAGGGGGGUCCCGAAGCAGUUUGUGAGAGAGUUUGAAUAUUGUACCACUGAUCCAUUUAAACUAACACGCCUCCCGUCUGUAUAUCUGAAUGCCUCUCUAGGUAUAAGCCGAGGUUUCGCCUUCGUGGAGUUUUAUCACUUGCAAGAUGCUACCCGAUGGAUGGAGACCAAUCAGGUUGCUUCCUAAUCACCAAGUCUAGCUUUUGCUCUGGGGAAUAAUGCAAAUAAAAUAGAAAAAGACUAAAGUUGCUGCCCCAGCAGACUAAAUGGACAGUAUUGGACCAGAGCCCCUGUUUUUGAAGGCAAGGUGUGACCAAAACAUAGAAGAGCCGUUUGAUGGAUACACUGGCUUUUCUCCUAAUUCAUGUUAAUUACAUUACCAGAACUGUUUAAGAGGGAGGAGUUAAACAAUGCAUCAAUUAAUAGGUGUGACUUGAAUUAAUGACUGACUGAAAUGGGAAUUAUGCCACAGGUUUUGUGACAAUUUUAACAUCAUGCUCGCAAAAUUCAUUAAACCUUGAAGAAUUUUGCCAGUGCUAUUAGUUAUUUGAAGCUAAUUCUAGUAGUAUUAGGUCUUACAUCUGGUGCUAUAAUUAACCGACCCAUUUUCUCUGAGAAAUUUGGAAUAGUAUGGGAAAAUGGUUCUUUUCUGCAGAGAAGCCACUUUUACUAUGUGGUAAGCAUAUGCUUUGUCUUGAAUGCCCCAAAGUCCCCCAACCACCCCCCACCCCAAUUAAGAAAGGACUACUUUUUUACACACUGUUCCGGCCCCAUCCGGACACUCGGGUCCCAAACACACACAUCUGACACAUGCUUACAUGUUAAUCCCUCCUGGGGGACCCUCACCCUAAACCCUCAUGGCUAAUGUGGUUAUUCUUGGGCUGAGAUCAAAGCUGCAUAAGAAAAGAAAUAACCAAACCCUGUCUUCCUCUUGCAGAAAAUGCUGACGAUUCAGGGAAGAACUGUUGCCAUGCACUACAGCAACAACCGUCACAAGUUUGAGGACUGGCUGUGCAACUCGUGUGGCCUGUACAAUUUCCGGAGGAGGCUGAAGUGCUUCAGGUGUGGCGCAGCUAAAGCUGAUUCGGAGUCUAGCAGCACCACAGGUGGCACAGAGACUCAAUCCAGUGGCGAUUACUAUGGCGACACCAUCAUUUUGAGGAAUAUCGCCCCUCACUCCACCGUUGAAGCCAUCCUUGCUGCACUCGCCCCUUAUGCCAACCUCUCACCCGGCAACAUCCGCCUCAUUAAAGACAAACAGACCGGACAAAACAGAGGGUUUGCAUUCGUCCAGCUGGCCUCUCCUUUGGAAGCAUCACAGCUCUUAACUAUCCUACAAGGUUUACAGCCCCCUCUCAAACUUGAUGGAAAGACCGUUGGUGUUGACUACGCCAAGAGUGCUCGCAAGGAUUUGUUAUUGCCUGAUGGAAACCGCAUUAGUGCCUUUUCGGUUGCCAGCACGGCUAUCGCAGCUGCCCAAUGGUCCUCUAGUCAGCCUCUGCAGAGUGUGGAGCCUACAUCAGAAUACAGCUAUCUACAAGAGGGAUAUAUGCCCUAUUCACAGGAAUACCAAUACUAUCAACAGUCUGGAGCCAUGGACCCUUCCCAGGCUAACGGCAUACUUGGAGGUAACGUUUCAAGAAGGGUAAAUUCAGCUGCUCCAGGAGUGAAGAUUCUGCCCACUGCUACAGGAGUUGUAAUUUCUCAGGGUGCACAGGUCUAUCAGCCACAUAUGUUCAGCCAGCUGGCCACUCAGACGUUACAAGCUGUGCAGAUUGAUGGCAAAGCCCAGCCUAUUCUAUCUGCUGGCAUUAAUUCCGUCCUGACAACCUCUGCAGUUGCAACAACAGCCACGGCAACCACCACAGCAAUGGCUACCUCUCAGGAAAACCAAGCCAAUGCUCCAGACACGUCAUCUUACCAGUAUGAUGAAUCUUCUGGGUACUAUUAUGACCCAAGUACCGGACUGUACUAUGAUCCAAACACACACUACUACUACAAUUCUCAGACGCAGCAGUAUCUUUACUGGGAUGGAGAGAAGCAGGCUUAUGUGCCCGCGGCUGACACCAGCAGCUCAGCUGCCUCUACGUCUACUCAGAAAGACAGCAAAGAGAAGAAGGAAAAACCCAAGAGCAAAACCGCUCAGCAGAUUGCAAAAGACAUGGAGCGCUGGGCCAAGAGUCUGAACAAACAGAAGGACUUCAAGAGCAGCUUCCAGCCCAUCAGUCAGGAGGAGAGGAGAGAGGCGGCGGCAGCUGAUGCAGGCUUUACGCUAUUUGAGAAGAAGCCAGGGGCACUGGAGAGACUUGUAACAGAGGCAUCUAAAGCUACAGAAGAAGAAAGCCCUUUAUCAAAGGUUGGGUUGGUGGCGGCAUACAGCGGUGACAGUGAGCCAGAGGAGUUUGCAGAGGGUGAUGACAGGGAGGACAAGUUGACCGACUGGAAGAAGAUUGCGUGUCUACUAUGCAGGAGACAGUUUCCUAAUCAAGAAGCUCUGAUUCGCCAUCAACAGCUCUCAGAUCUGCAUAAGCAAAACUUGGAGGUCCUUCGAAGAGCCAAACUGAGCGAAUCUGAACUGGAGGAGUUGGAGAGGAAAGAGACCGAGAUGAAGUACAGAGAUCGAGCAGCUGAGAGAAGAGAGAAAUACGGGAUCCCUGAACCCCCAGCACCUAAGAAAAGGAAAUUUGCCCAGCCAACACCAGUAGUAAAUUACGAACAGCCCACAAAAGACGGACUGAACAGUGAUAACAUUGGCAAUAAGAUGCUUCAGGCAAUGGGCUGGAAAGAAGGGAAGGGGCUGGGCAGAAACCAGCAGGGCAUCACAGCACCUAUCGAGGCCCAGUUAAGGAUGAAGGGAGCUGGUUUGGGCACUAAAGGGAGCAGCUAUAACCUCUCCGCUUCGGAUACGUACAAGGACGCCGUAAGGAAAGCCAUGUUUGCACGCUUCACAGAGAUUGAAUAAACAAUUCUGUCAUGUCUGGAUGUUGUGGCCUCUGUGCUUUGAGGAGUGUCAUAUUUAUUUUGAAUUACAAACUCUGUUGUUGAAGGUGAGAAAUAUGAUUGUAGAAAAAUGUGUACAUGUGUACAAAGCCCUUAAAGAAAUGUGAAGAAUGUGCUUUUGAUUUCGGAUUUUUUUCCAAAAUAGUUUAAAUUGAACUGUAAAGUUUGUAUUAUAUAAAUCUCAUUGUUGUACAUAUGAAAAUAAAUGAGAGAACCUCAA
Molecule: messenger RNA, 3593 nt
Organism: Xyrauchen texanus (razorback sucker)
Lineage: Eukaryota; Metazoa; Chordata; Actinopteri; Cypriniformes; Catostomidae
Product: RNA-binding protein 5-like
Exons: 19
Coding region: 1314-3335 (673 amino acids)
Biological process (GO): mRNA splicing, via spliceosome
Cellular component (GO): nucleus
Molecular function (GO): RNA binding
Source: RefSeq, a predicted model, not a curated record